Molecule: messenger RNA, 1198 nt
Organism: Theobroma cacao (cacao)
Lineage: Eukaryota; Viridiplantae; Streptophyta; Magnoliopsida; Malvales; Malvaceae
Gene: CCB1
Product: cofactor assembly of complex C
Source: RefSeq, a predicted model, not a curated record
AUGGUAAAACUCGUAUGGUUUGAAUGCAAAAGAGAUGGUUAAACCUGGGCCAGUCGAGUGGCUAACCAUUUUACAGGGCUGGGCAUCGGGCAACAAUUAAUUUGGCUGGUUCCUCUGCCAUUGGAUGUGCAACUUUGGGAUAUGGCAACAAGGAUAAUAUCACCACAUCCACAGGCUCUCUCCGCCCUUUCCCUUCCUUCCAAAUUCAGCAGCAGAAACGGUAGCCACCUGCACCAACACCAGCCAUGGCUAGGACGGGCUCCACCGACCCACUUGAGACCCGGGAGGCAGCUGCUCGCUCGACUCUCCUUACAACAAACCCUCUUAUCAUCCUCUUCUGCUCUUUCGGAUCAUCUCCAGAAUUACCACCAAAACCCAGAUUCUAUGUAUUUGCUAGCAGAGAGUGCGGGCUAUUCCUUGGCGAGCUACUACACUUCUCUUGGUCUCUUUGUCAUCUCUGUUCCUGGCCUUUGGUCUCUCAUCAAACGCUCUGUAAAAUCAAAGAUAGUGCAGAAGACAUUUAUAGGGGAAGGGGAAGAGAAGAAGGCACCAAAUCAAGUUGCUGGAGAAAUUUUAUCUUUCUUCACUCGAAACAAUUUCGUGGUCACUGAUAGAGGAGAAACUAUCACGUUUGAGGGGAUGAUGGUUCCCAGCAGAGGACAAGCAGCAUUAUUGACAUUCUGCACCUGCAUCAGCCUUGCCAGCGUUGCCCUUGUGCUCACCAUCACAGUUCCAGAUGUUGGCAAUAACUGGUUCUGGAUCACCGUUCUAAGUCCAUUGGCAGGAGCUUAUUACUGGAAGCGGGCAUCAAGAAAGGAGCAGAUCAAGGUUAAAGUGUUGGUCGCCAACGAUGGGACCCUGUCCGAGAUUGUUGUUCAAGGUGAUGAUCAGCAAGUAGAUCAGAUGAGAAAAGAACUCAAGCUAAGCGAGAAAGGAAUGGUCUAUGUAAAGGGUAUCUUCGAGAGAUGACGAGAAGAAUUGUUGAUAUUGCAACCUGGCGGCCCUUUGAAAUGCACUCCAGGCCACCGGGUGUAUGUUUUAGCCUUUUACGUAGGAGUCUUCUGGGAAUAGGCUUUGUCGUCAGAGUUCCCUGAAAAAUUUUGUGAUCAUCCAUAAAUCAAAUGCAGCAUUGUCAUGUAUAAAAAAAAUGCUUAAUCGUCCUCAUUCUCCCUCCCUAACCUGCUUUUAUUACUCUUCC